AUGUUACCAGUAGCACCACAUAUGCACUCAAAUUAUGGCGGUUUUCAUCAGCACUUUGGCACUGCAGGAGGGUAUCCGCCUCAUGCUAUCAGAUAUCAUCCAGAAUUAUUUUCUCCGACAACAUUUCCUCCGCCUCCGCCACCAGCUUAUAAAUCAGAAAUUCACGAAUCUCAUCCUAAUCCACCCCUAAUGAAUCACAAUCAAUUAACAACACUCCCUUCCGUAAGUCCAGUUCCAGUGUCAUCGCAGCCGUCUCUUAGUCCAAUUACAUCUCUUAAUGGUGGAAAUAACGGUAAUGACUAUCACAUGUCGCAUCAUAUGCAACAUCAUCAGAAUAACACUCCUAGUGCUGCGUAUCAUCACUCGCCACCUCUCGAGCACGCUCAGCAGCCAAAUCAGGAUGUGUCGAACUAUAGUAAUAGCGUUGCGUCUGUUAGCAUGCCAUCUCCACCGGCCAGCAUCCCAUCUAGUUCUUCUAAUUUGCGAUAUGAGAUAAUUCUCGAGGCUCCCACCGCGGCGGCCCAACGCAUUGAUGAGACACCUAUGACUUAUCUUAAUAAAGGUCAAUAUUAUGGUAUAAUCUUACAGGAUCAAGAGAGAUUUGAUGGAGAAUUAACUAGCACCGUCAAGGUUAUGUUCCACGAUGAUGCACACCGAAAAAUGGCGUCAACCUACUGGAGCUUUUGGCUAACACAACAAGCAUCACCCAAGACUGCUCGAGCUAUCGAUAUUGAUAAAGCCGCGUCCACUGGAAUUAACAAUGUGGAGACAAAGACCUUUGAUCGCGUACAAUUUCGAUGGCAUGGAAAGAAGGGAGCAAAGAUCUUUAUUCGCUUCAAUUGUCUUUCAACUGAUUUUUCGAGAAUAAAGGGUGUGAAAGGCAUCCCUCUAAGGAUUCACGUGGAAACCAAGUAUGAAAAUGGCACCAACAGUACCAAUAUUGAGAAAUCGUUUGCAAAGGUCAAAUUGUUCAGAGACAAGGGUGCUGAACGCAAAAACAAAGAUGAUCAAAAACAUCUCGAAAAGAUGGUUGAGAAGAUGAGAGGUAAAUCACAAGAACCCACGUCGCCAAUGAUCAUGAUGUACGCACCACCUAAUCCUGUGACCGUAUUUACUGAGAUCACGGGUAAUAACGAUGCCUCUGACGACGAAGAAGUUCAGAGCCUUUCAGAGACCUUGAACAAUCUUGAUCCCGACGUAGAAGGUGGUGAAUUGAUGACCCUUCAGUUGGGCAAGCGCAGGAGAUUUUCGAUGGGUCCCGAAUUUUUGGAACCUCUAGAUUGUGAUCCCACAUAUAUUCCGCACUUACGGAAGCGUCGCGAAUCUGCUUAUCGCGCCGUCUAUCUCAACCAUUUCACUGUCCAAGACCUCAUAUCCAAACUCACUGAUAAGCUCUCUGAAAAGCUUGAUUUUCAAGGACAAACCAUUACCAAUGUCAUGAGAUCCACCAAAAAGGGUAUAAGCGUUCGCUUUGACGAUGAAUCUGUUCAUCAACUUGAGGACGAGCAAGAUAUGGAAGUUGAAGUUCAUGGCGGACAAGAUGGAACGUUGCAUUUGACAUUGAAAUACUAA
Acaulospora morrowiae is the source of this 1572-nucleotide messenger RNA. NCBI's taxonomy places the organism in Eukaryota, Fungi, Glomeromycota, Glomeromycetes, Diversisporales, Acaulosporaceae. The record is from the annotation of a GenBank genome assembly.